AUGAUAAUGAACAACCAAACUGUCAUCUUCCGAUUUCUCCUCCUGGGACUGCACAUCCCCUCAGAGCACCAGAACCUGUUCUAUGCCCUGUUCCUGGUCAUGUACCUCACCACAGUCCUGGGAAAUCUUAUCAUCAUCAUCCUCAUUCUACUGGACUCCCAUCUCCACACACCCAUGUACUUGUUUCUCAGCAACUUGUCCUUCUCUGAUCUCUGCUUCUCCUCUGUCACAAUGCCCAAAUUGCUGCAGAACAUGCAGAGUCAUGACCCAUCAAUUCCCUACUCAGGCUGUCUGACACAAAUGUACUUUUUAAUGGUUUUUGGAGAUAUGGAGAGUUUCCUUCUUGUGGUCAUGGCCUAUGACCGUUAUGUGGCCAUCUGUUACCCACUUCAUUACACCAGUAUAAUGAACCCCAGGCUCUGUGUGUAUCUGGUAGCACUGUCCUGGGUACUUACUGUGCUGUAUUCCAUGUUACACACCCUACUCUUUGCUAGAUUGUCAUUCUGUGAGGACAAUGUGGUCCCCCAGUUUUUCUGUGACAUAUCUGCUCUGCUCAAGUUGGCCUGCUCUGAUAUUUAUAUUAAUGAACUAAUGAUAUUUAUCUUGGGAGGACUUGUUAUUGUCAUCCCAUUCCUAAUCAUUGUUGUUUCCUAUGUACAAAUUGUCUCCUCCAUCCUAAGAGUUUCUUCUGCUCAGGUUAUUUACAAGGUCUUCUCCACUUGUGGCUCCCACCUGUCUGUUGUGUCACUGUUCUAUGGAACAAUUAUUGGUCUCUACAUAUUUCCAUCAGCUAAUAGCUCAACUGUGAAGGAGGCUGUUAUGGCCAUGAUGUACACAGUGGUGACUCCUAUGCUGAAUCCCUUCAUCUACAGCCUGAGGAACAGAGAUAUGAAAGAGGCCCUGAUAAGAGUCCUUUGCAAGAAAAAAAUCUCCUUAUAG
Molecule: messenger RNA, 939 nt
Organism: Cricetulus griseus (Chinese hamster)
Lineage: Eukaryota; Metazoa; Chordata; Mammalia; Rodentia; Cricetidae
Source: RefSeq, a predicted model, not a curated record